Molecule: messenger RNA, 4520 nt
Organism: Cynoglossus semilaevis (tongue sole)
Lineage: Eukaryota; Metazoa; Chordata; Actinopteri; Pleuronectiformes; Cynoglossidae
Product: metal transporter CNNM4
Exons: 8
Coding region: 910-3714 (934 amino acids)
Biological process (GO): magnesium ion transport; magnesium ion homeostasis
Cellular component (GO): plasma membrane
Molecular function (GO): magnesium ion transmembrane transporter activity; sodium ion transmembrane transporter activity
Source: RefSeq, a predicted model, not a curated record
GGGACAGGUUUGAUCCACACACAGUUUCAUCAACUGUGUUUCUAAUCAACUGAUGAGAAUCACCUUCAGUAAAAACACUGACUCACCACCACAUACUGUCUGUUGUCUCCCUGCAGCACCAGAGUGUUUUUAUAUGUCAUUAUUAGUUAUAUUUACUAUUACGCAAUUGUAUUUGAUGCUGAUAUUUAGGCAAUAACCCUGUUGUUGUUGUUGUUGUUGUUGUUGUUGUUGUGGUGGUGGUGGUGGUUCUGCUGUUUAAGAUGCUGAGUGUGUCUUCAUGCAGCACGCCUGAGUGGGAUCUGUGCCAGGAGGAUGCAGGGAUGGUGCAGGAUGAGGAUGGAGAAGAGGAGGCACUGCAGGGAGGGGUGGGUGGUGUACAGUUGCCAUGUGCCUUUACAUAACAGCAGCAGCUGAAGGCAGGAGAGAGAGAGAGAGAGAGAGAGGGAGAGAGAGAGAAUCAACGUCCGUCCACUGUGUGCUGCCGCAUUGCCCAAAGGCUUUCAGGGCAGCAGUUGCUGCUGCAGUGAGUCAUCACAGCAUCAGACUCUGUGUGUCUGAUAUUUUGCAUCAGUUCGAGAACAUUCGGGUGUUGACACUGCUUGUUUCCGGACCUGUCUGUGAGUCUGUUGUGGAAUAAAAGCCUGGUCCUGAUGAGACACGUCACACGUUUUUUUUUGGAACCCUUUCAGUUUCAAACCCAAACCCUCCGGUCCAGUUGUCUCCAUGAAGCCCAACGUCUGGGUUUAAUGACGCGACACUGUUUAUGGGGCUCCAGUUUAGUGAGGUUUGGGAGAGAGUGAUGGAGGGAAAAGGGGGUGUGGAUGUUUGUUUAUUAUCUCCACCUAUCGCUGCCCUGUGUGUGUGUGUGUCAGGUUGAUGGAGUGGGUGGAGCCGCUCGGACAUGAGUAAAUGACGUCAGCUCCCAGGUCGCCGAGCAGAGAAACAAACAUGGCGACAGAAUGGAACGGUCAGCAGGGUUACAUUCUCACUGUCGUCAUCUGCCUGUGGAGCGCCGUCGGCGGGCGGACAGAGACGGUGGCGACAGCCACACAAGGGCCCGACGGCAGGUGCGGCGGCAGCGGCGGGACACAGGUGCUCGGCGUGCGGCUGGAGAGAAGCGACAAGCCCGCCGGCACCAAUGACGACGGUGUCAUCCAGGUGACCGAGGAGAGCUCUGUGCUGCUCCGGUUUUACGGGGUACAGCUGCACUCGGGAGCCUGGACACAGGUCCGUUUCGCGGAGCUCACAGAAGGAGGAGGCGGAGGAGAAGGAGGCGGAGGAGGUCUGGACUUCCCGGAGGAUGCGGAGGAGAGAACAAGAAGCAGCAGCGGGUCGAUAGACCCCGCGGACAGGACUUGUGCGGAUUUCACCAAAGACAUCACAGUGGGGACCUUCAUGAACGUCAGUAGCCGCGGCACGUCGGGGCUGCUGUCGGUUUACGUCAAACCGCUGCGGAAGACCGAACCGCGCAAGCUGUAUGUGGUGUGCACGCUGAGCACGGAAGAGGGCAGGUGGACGCAGCUGGGGGACAGCGACGCGACUCUGUUGGUGGUGGAGGAGAAGAAGCCUCUGAUGCCCAUGUGGCUGCAGGGCAUCCUCAUCUCCUGCCUGCUGGUGCUCUCCGGGAUGUUCAGCGGCUUAAACCUGGGGCUGAUGGCGCUGGAUCCCAUGGAGCUGCGCAUCGUCCAGAGCUGUGGCACGGACAAGGAGAAGAAAUACGCACGGAAGAUAGAACCCAUCCGCAGCAAAGGCAACUACCUGCUGUGCUCGCUCCUUCUGGGCAACGUCCUGGUGAACACAACCCUGACCAUCCUCCUGGACGACUUGAUAGGAUCGGGUCUGGGGGCGGUGGUGGCCUCGACUAUUGGGAUUGUCAUCUUUGGUGAAAUCGUUCCGCAGGCGCUGUGUUCCCGCCACGGCCUGGCUGUCGGUGCGAACACCAUUGUGUUGACCAAGUUCUUCAUGUUGCUGACUUUGCCGCUGUCCUAUCCCAUCAGUAGGUUGCUGGAUGUCCUGCUGGGUCAGGAGAUCGGUACCGUGUACAACAGAGAGAAGCUGGUGGAGAUGCUGAAAGUGACAGAGCCCUACAACGACCUGGACAAAGAGGAGCUCAACAUGAUCCAGGGGGCGCUGGAGCUCAGGACUAAAACAGUGGAGGACGUGAUGACACCCCUGGCCAACUGCUUCAUGAUCCAGGCGGACGCUGUGCUGGACUUCAACACCAUGACAGAGAUCAUGGAGAGCGGAUACACACGCAUACCGGUGUAUGAUGACGAGAGGUCCAACAUCGUGGACAUCCUCUACGUGAAGGACCUGGCGUUUGUGGAUCCCGACGACUGCACCACUCUGAAGACCAUCACCAAGUUCUACAACCAUCCAGUGCAUUUUGUGUUUCACGACACUAAACUGGACGCCAUGUUGGAGGAGUUCAAGAAAGGUAAGUCCCACCUGGCCAUUGUCCAGAAAGUAAACAACGAGGGAGAGGGCGACCCCUUCUACGAGGUUCUGGGAUUGGUCACCCUGGAGGAUGUCAUUGAAGAGAUCAUUAAGUCAGAGAUCCUGGAUGAAUCCGACCUGUACACUGAUAACAGACACAGGAAGAAGGUGGAUCCCAACAAAAACAAACGGGACUUUUCUGCCUUCAAGCAGGACGGCGACAGCAAGGUGAAGAUUUCUCCUCAGCUCAUGUUGGCCGCCCAUCGUUUCCUGGCCACAGAGGUGACCCUGUUCAGCCCGUUCCAGAUCACAGACAAAGUUCUCCUGAGGAUUCUGAGACACCCAGAUGUUAUCGAGGAACUCAAGUUCAAUGAAAAUGACAAGCGCUCACCACAGCACUUUAUCUACCAGAGGGGCAAACCUGUCGACUACUUCAUACUCAUUCUGCAGGGUCGAGUGGAGGUGGAAGCCGGGAAUGAGAACAUGAAGUUUGAAACGGGUGCUUUCUCUUACUACGGAGUCAUGGCUCUAAGUAGCCCAGCACUGGCCGUCACCCCGCCACUCUCCCCGUCAGUGGCAUCCCCCCCUCCAAGGCGACUUUCUCUUAAGAGGUUUUCUCUGUUCUCUCGCUUCCCAGAGUUUCGGUCUCCAUUGCACGGCGCCAACCUUAACCGCUCUGCUUCACUUAGCUGCACUGAGCGUGCUCCAGAAAGCGGAUCAGUGAGUGGGAGCAACACCCAGAUCCCAGGCACCCCCUUUCAGUACAUACCAGACUUCUGUGUCCGAGCACUGUCUGACCUGCAGUAUGUAAAGAUCACUCGAGCUCAGUACCAGAACGGUCUCCUGGCGUCCAGGCUGGACAGCACGCCGCAGUCCCCGGAGGGCAGUCACUCUCAGCUGGACAAGCUGACAGCGUUGCCUCCUGUCACACCACCAGGAACACGCAACCCACUCCCUUUGGCCACGCCCCCUGUAAAGAGGCUGCCCAACAACGCUCAGCCAACGACGCUGGGGGGCCGCGCCGCCCUGACCUCCUACGCCCGCAGGCCGAGCCAGCCCUUGGUCCUGGUCACUUCCCCUGCCAACAACCACACUUCUCUGUCCCAAAUCAACCCCCACCAGGGUCUGCCCUCCAAGCCCCAGCAGUCACCGCCCUCUGCUGGCCCAGAGAACGGAUCGGAGGAGACCACCACUCUGCUCAGUGAGCAGCAGAACUGUUUCAGUCCACAUAGGCCCAGCCACACCAUCAGCCACGCACACACCGAGAGCACCAUCUAACUAGGGGUCCCGCGGGGGAAACAAACACUACCCGCCCACGUACAAAACAUGGCCGGCACAACUUCUUCUUCUUCCUCUUCCUGUUGUUUGCUUGUCAGAGAGAAGCUGAGGAUCUGCACACUCAGAAAGUCUCCUCCAUCACCUCGUGCAUGCACCGACCCUCACUCACAGACACAAAAGAACAGAUGGCAAAAGAUGGGCACAGAAGAACACUAGUGAGGAAAGAACUACUAAGGUGUGUGUGUGUGUGUGUAUGUUUUCAAACAUCAGUUCAUACAGAUUACAAAAAGAAAAGUAACACGUUCAAAAACCUUCUGAAGUUCUAAGUGAAAACAGUCUUUCAGUAUUCGUUUAGCUUCAGUCGUACCAUGUGACCUGGUUCACAGAGCAGCCAACGAGUUUCAAGUUAUAAUUGAUUUUAACUGUAAAUCUGCUCACUGGUUCAUCAGAAACCAUAGUAUUUUUUUACAACACAAAAUCAUUUCAAAUACAUUUUCAUUUGGGGACAUAGCCAGAGGGGGGCGCUGCUGUCAGUGGCAUAUGCCAACAAAAGAAUCAAACAGUUGUUCUUUUCAUCGUGUCUUGGUACUAUAUCUGAACAACCAGGAUGAAGUGAGACAUUUGAGUGUUGUUCUGGUUGUUGUCAGUAAGACACUGAUGUGUUUAGAUCCUAAAAGUGUUUAAUGGUCAAAGUUAAAUUUACCUUAUUCAUUUUGGGUUUAUCCAAAUAUGAUAAAUCGUCUGUACUUCUGCUUUUUUAGUCCUGAAACACUUUGUCAUUCAGGUUUUGCUAUCUACUUAGUGAC